Messenger RNA from Psammomys obesus (fat sand rat), 1614 nucleotides. It is a transcript of the gene Dram2, whose product is annotated as DNA damage regulated autophagy modulator 2. The record is from RefSeq and is a predicted model, not a curated record. Bases 235 to 1038 code for a protein of 267 amino acids. The transcript has 9 exons. Lineage: Eukaryota; Metazoa; Chordata; Mammalia; Rodentia; Muridae. Gene Ontology annotation, biological process: photoreceptor cell maintenance; regulation of autophagy. Gene Ontology annotation, cellular component: lysosome.
CGGGAGCGCGCCCGGGUCUCCGCCCUGGCUCCUGCAGAGGACUUGAUCUGCGUCUUGAGGCUGGAGGUGCUUGGUCCUGGACGGGAAAGAAGGUAGAGGAAUAGAGAUAUCUGAUACUGGAAACAGUAUAAUACCUACCAUCACUGACUCAAGCUUCGAGCCCACAGUCUACAUGGUCUGAAAAACUAGAAGCCAAGGAAUUAAUACAAAGCUGGCCCAGAAGACCUGUCUGAAAUGUGGUGGUUUCAGCAGGGCCUCAGUUUCCUUCCGUCAGCCCUUGUAAUUUGGACAUUUGCUACCUUCACGUUCUCAUAUAUCACUGCAGUAACACUCCACCAUGUUGAUCCUGCAUUGCCUUUUAUCAGUGACACUGGGACAAUACCUCCAGAAAGAUGCCUUUUUGGAGUAAUGCUAAAUAUUGCUGCAGUUUUAGGUAUUGCUACCAUGUAUGUUCGUUACAAGCAAGUUCAUGCACUGAAUCCUGAUGAUACCCUUAUCAUCAAACUAAACAAGGCCGGCCUUGUGCUUGGGAUACUGAGUUGUUUAGGACUUUCUCUUGUGGCAAAUUUCCAGAAAUCAACACUACUUGUUGCACAUAUAUGUGGCGCUGUCCUUGCCUUUGGUAUGGGAUCAUUAUACAUGUUUGUUCAGACCAUCCUUUCUUACCAAAUGCAGCCCAAAAUUCACAGCAAACAGGUCUUCUGGGUCCGACUGCUGUUGGUUAUCUGGUGUGGAGUAAGUGCACUUAGCAUGCUCACUUGCUCAUCAAUUUUGUACAGUAGCGAUUUGGGUGUUGAUGUAGUACAGAAACUACACUGGAACCCCAAGGACAAAGGUUAUGUGCUUCAUAUGGUCACUACAGCAGCAGAGUGGUCUAUGUCAUUUUCCUUCUUUGGAUUUUUCCUGACUUAUAUUCGUGAUUUUCAGAAAAUUACUUUACGAGUGGAAGCCAAUUUACAUGGAUUAACCCUCUAUGACACUGCUCCUUGCCCUGUUACCAAUGAAAGAACACCAUUGCUUUCCAGAGAUUUUCAAUGAAGGAAUAAAAUACUUCUGUGACGAUUAUGAUUCUCAGGGACUGAGGAAAGAUGCACAAGUGUUGCUUAUUUUACUGUGAAAAAUUAAAUCAGUUAAUCAAGUCUGACAGUGAAAUUAAUGAUCAAGUCUGACAGUGACAUUAAUGAAGGAUGAUAAUGAGGAGAAAUGUAAUAAGCCAUUUGAUAAGGUUUUUUUAAAGGAUGAAAUUAAGAAGACUGUGUAAAAACAUUUAUGCCUAGACUUUUUUUGUAAUUCCCAGAAAAUAAAACCAAAGGAUAAUACUAUUUUGUGUUUACUACUUCAUCGAAGAAAAACAGCCUGAAAUACAUCAAGUAGUCUGUAUAACUGGCCUUAAACAUUUUGUAAGUCAUUUUUAAAGCAUCUUUUGUUAGGAGCACUUUUAUGAGGGACAUUUUCCAUGACCCACAAUAAUCACCAUUGUUCAGUUGAUCAUUUAGAAUCAGGGCUUAAAGUUGAAGUGUUACUCUAUUAAUGCAUUUCUUAUAGUGCUUAAAAAUUUGUUAUUGUUAUGUUGUAUUGGAAUCUCCUCUGUAAAUACAAGCCUUCCUGAAUUCA